GAAGAUCAUUAUAUGAUUAAACUUAUCAAAACUAAAAAAUAUAAAUUUAUAGCGACUAUUAAAUCUUACGCAUGAACGUCCUAAAGUUGAUUUUACUUUUUGAUUUGAGAUCAUCCAACUCUUCAAAAUGAUGUUCUUGGUUCAAGAUUUUUUCUUCUUAAUUAAAUUAAUUUUUUUUAUCAGUACUCUUUGAAAUUCCAUUACUGAAGAAAAAUGGAGAACCUGGAAAUUGAGAUAAAAAUCGAAGUAAUUAUUAACGAUGAUACACAAUUUUGGAGAGUGAAGAUUCAAUUUAGGAUGCCAUAGCUGACGAAAUGAAAAAAAAUUUUUUUUUUUUUUCAAUUUUUUGACCUUCAAAAACGAAAAUAAAACUUUUGAAUUCUUUCUUCUGAUCGAGGAUGCUGAAAAUUUUUUCUUCCUUUACAUUUAAAAGUUCUAAGAUGAAACAAAAAUGAGAUUGAGUCUAAAAACAAAUUGGAAGUUACAUCUUCAAUUCUUCACUCUAAAAACGAGCAAAAGCUUAGAUUUUGUAAAUUGAAAUGAAAAAGCAAAAAAAUGAAUUAAAUACUACAUAUCUAGUUUCAAAAACAAAAAAAGUAUCGAUAUUUUAUAUUUUGAACUCAAUUCUAAUUUUUGUUGAAUGAAGAACCAAAUACCGUGAUUUCAUUGACUGGUGCUGCCUCUAUACUUCCCGUAUGAUAUCUUCAAACUAAAGUCAGCAUAGUAAAAAACUACACCUGUUUUUUGUUAAACAUAACCAAGUGAAUAAUUUGUAAGCAGUCACUUUGAAUUUGAGUACGUAACAAAAGUUCUUUUUUAUUGAAACUAUUUACUUUCUUAUACUUCAAUUUAAAACAAUGGAUACACCAAUUACAACGUCUUUAGAUUCUGAAAGAAUAUUGAGUGGAUUUCAAAUAAAUUGGGUAAAAUUCCGUGAUGCAGAGACUAAUAAAGUUGUAUGGCAAGGAAAUAAUGACUUGUCAGUACCGGAUGAAGAACAUGAAGCGCAUAUUCCAAUUCAAAUAUUCAAAUGUAACGCCGUUAUACGAGAAAUAAAUUUUAGUUCUGUUGAGAAUUUGGAAAACUUGAGAUUGGAACAGAGAGUACUUUUCAAAGGACGAUGUCUGGAGGAAUGGAAUUUUGAAUUUGGUGUUGUAAUGCCGGGUUCCACUAAUACUUGGGAAAGUGUAAUUCUUGCCGCUCCAGAAUGUCAAAUGAUGCCUGCAAAUUUUCUGAGUGGAAAUCUUAUCAUCGAAACAAAGUUCCUUGAUCAAAAAUUACUGAUAGCAACUAGCUGCGUACGUCUUUUCUAUGUUUGAAUUACAAUAAGAAUUCAAGAUUUUGUGUAAAUAUUCGUUGUUUGAAAUAAAAAUUUAUAUUACUC
Messenger RNA from Cotesia glomerata, 1384 nucleotides. RefSeq names its product retinal rod rhodopsin-sensitive cGMP 3',5'-cyclic phosphodiesterase subunit delta-like. Bases 858 to 1319 code for a protein of 153 amino acids. Lineage: Eukaryota; Metazoa; Arthropoda; Insecta; Hymenoptera; Braconidae. The record is from RefSeq and is a predicted model, not a curated record. Gene Ontology annotation, cellular component: cytoplasm. The transcript has 4 exons.